Molecule: messenger RNA, 372 nt
Organism: Prorocentrum cordatum
Lineage: Eukaryota; Dinophyceae; Prorocentrales; Prorocentraceae
Source: the annotation of a GenBank genome assembly
AUGCUGCUCUUGCGGACCCCCGCGUGGAGAUCGUGUUCGAGGACGCGCUGCGGUGGCUGGGCAGAGACACGGGGCAGUUCGAUUCUGGUGGUUGUCAACCUCGUGGACGCAUACUGGAGGCCCGCCUCGCAGACCACGCGGGUGCCGCGCACCCUCGGGUUCGUGCGCGCCCUGCGGGACGCCGUCGCCCCGAACGGCAUCGUGGUACAGGAGGUAGGCACCGUGCAGACGCCCCUGGAGGCGCUGCGAAAGCUGGAUCUCCAUCGGGCCGUCUUCGGCUCCGUGUGGCCCAUGACCGGCUCCGCGCUGGACAAUGACCUGCUGACUUCGGACGAGCUCGACGGGUGCGGGGCUGCGACGAGGGCCUGCUGA